Molecule: messenger RNA, 873 nt
Organism: Perognathus longimembris pacificus (Pacific pocket mouse)
Lineage: Eukaryota; Metazoa; Chordata; Mammalia; Rodentia; Heteromyidae
Product: serine protease 52-like
Exons: 5
Biological process (GO): proteolysis
Molecular function (GO): serine-type endopeptidase activity
Source: RefSeq, a predicted model, not a curated record
AUGAUUACUUCUGCUUCCAUCUCCCUUCAAGUAACUACUUCUAGGAAUGCUUCAGCUUUUACCUCUACUACCGCUUUCAUUCAGCCACAUUUCAUCUCUCUGCCACAGCCUCAGACUUUGGCAGAUCGUAUUUCGCUUCGAUAUACUAUGCCUUGGCAGGCUAUGAUCAUCAGCUGUGGCAGUCAAAUCUGCAGUGGAUCCAUACUUAGCAGCUCUUGGGUUCUCACUGCUGCUCACUGCGUCAGAAAUAUGAAUCCAGAAGACACUAUUGUAAUACUAGGACUUAGGCAUCCCGGUGCACCUCUGAGAGUUGUUAAAGUGACUACUAUUCUACUUCAUGAGCGAUUCCGGUUAGUGAGUGGAACAGCAAGAAAUGAUCUAGCUUUAGUACUGCUACAAGAGAGUCAAAAUUCCAUUCAAAUAUCAGCACCAUUGGGCCACUUGAAGAACUUGAAUAAUUCAGAAUGUUGGCUCUCUGGGCCACAAAUUCUCAAACCAGGUGAGACAGAUGAUAAUCCAGAAAUAUUACAGAUGCAGGUAAUGGGAGCAUCAAACUGUGCCCACCUCUACCCUGAUAUAGGAAGUUCUAUUAUUUGCUUCAUCACCCACGCCAAAGGUCAUGACACAAAUAUAGAGCUAGUGAAUCCAGGCAGUGCUGUUAUGUGCAGACCAAUAUAUGGCAAUGGCAAAUGGAGACAGAUAGGCCUCACCUGUCUUAAGGCUCUAGCUACUAUAGUGAGCCCACACUUUUCCUGGAUUAUAACCACUACAGAAAAAGCAGGCCAUCCCCUAAAUCAAGCUGUCAUGCCAUGGAUGGAAAAGGCUAACUCCUCUUGUCUCCUUCAGCAUACAACCAAAUUGUUACUUUCUUUA